GUGGUUUUAAAUUUAAAACGCGUCCCCUCGUUAGUUCUUCGAAGUUGAGUCAAAGCUUAUAUAAAGCCAACGGCUACAUUACCGUUCCUCCUCCUCCUCUUUCUCUUCUCUCUCUUAUCGUCGACGACAACCCUUUUUGCGCCGGAGCAGAGAAAAUCGGCGAAAAGAUCGCGCAAAUUAGAAACGGAAAAAGCACCAAUAUCGGAAAAGAAAAAAAUGACGAGUAGUGUAAAUUAACCGGGUAGUUUGGAUCGCCACCUCCACGGUUUUUGUUGUUUCGUUGUUCAAUUUAAAAAGCUCUCAUUUCUGAACAUUCUCUUUCGAUUCUUUUCGAAAAGAAUCCACUGCCUCUCCUGACCAAGUUUAGAAUUUCACCCUUUGCAAUAGAACACAAAAAAACAAAGAUUUGCAGCUAUGUGCCAGUCCCUUUGACUAUCAUUGCUGAGAUUGAAACAAAGAAAAUUUUGAUCUCUUUUUUUCAUUUUCUUUCUUCAUUCUUCGUUCUUGUUUUUGAGUUAGCCAACAAAAAACAAAGCCUUGUUUUCUUAAUUUAUUUACCAAAAAGAAGGAGAGACAAACAACAUUUGCAGAAAUGUCUGUUGCCGAUGUUGCUUUGAGUCCUGUUUGUCAAGAAGCGGUUCACUCUCGUCGUUAUUGCAAUAACCAACGGCCGGGUGAGUCGAUCUUGAUUUACCUUUCGGUUGCCGAUUCGGUGAUUCCAAUGCGGGUUUUGGAGUCAGACUCCAUAGCCUCCGUAAAGCUUCGGAUCCAGACAUGUAAAGGGUUUGUAGUGAAGAAGCAGAAGCUUGUUUUCGGAGGCAGAGAAUUGGCUCGUAACGAUUCGCUUGUUAAAGAUUAUGGCGUGAAAGGUGGGAAUGUUUUGCACUUAGUUUUAAAGCUUUCCGAUCUUUUGUUUAUCACUGUACAGACAACUUGCGGGAAGGAAUUUGAAUUGCAUGUUGAUAGGUAUAGAAAUGUUGGGUAUUUGAAACAAAGGAUAGUUAGAGAAGGAAAGGGUUUUGUGGAUGUUGAUGAACAAGAAAUAUUUUGUAAUGGAGAAAAAGUCGAUGACCAAAGGCUAAUUGAUGAUCUAUGCAAAGAUAAUGAUGCUGUGAUUCAUUUGGUGGUUCAGAAAUCAGCCAAAGUUCGAGCUAAGCCUAUUGAGAAAGAUUUGGAACUUUCGGUUGUGGCUGAGAGUGGUUUAGAUGAGAGGAGAGGUAGUCUAGGAGGAGAAAAAAACCAAUCCAAGGGCCUUGAGAUUGCGACAAAGGAGCCAAUUGUUAGAGAUUUCUGGUUGGAACCUGUUUUUGUUAAUCCUAAGGUGAAAUUGCCUUCUUUUAUGUGGGAUAUGAUACAUUCGACAUUUUACGGAUUGGAGAUAGGGAAUCAGCCAAUUAGAUCGUCUGAAGGGACUGGGGGGGCUUAUUUUAUGCAAGAUAAAUUGGGGCUUGAUUAUGUUUCCAUAUUUAAGCCGAUUGAUGAGGAGCCAAUGGCUGUGAACAAUCCACAGGGGUUGCCUGUAUCAACAAAUGGUGAAGGCUUGAAAAAGGGUACAAGGGUUGGAGAAGGAGCAGUGAGAGAAGUGGCUGCUUAUAUAUUGGAUCAUCCCAAGAGUGGACCUCGAUCUUUCUCUGGUACUGAGAUGAUGGGGUUUGCUGGUGUGCCACCUACUUGUAUGGUUCGGUGCUUGCACAAAGGAUUUAACCAUCCAGAUGGGUAUGAAUGUGCACCCGAGAAUGUUAAGGUUGGAUCCUUGCAGAUGUUUAUGAAGAACUCUGGGAGUUGUGAGGACAUGGGUCCCGGAGGUUUCCCUCUGGAGGAAGUACACAAGAUCAGCGUGUUUGAUAUAAGAAUGGCAAAUGCUGAUAGACAUGCAGGGAAUAUCUUGAUUGGCAAAGGGGAAAAUGGCCAGACCAAGCUUAUUCCAAUUGAUCAUGGCUACUGCCUGCCUGAGAAUUUUGAGGAUUGCACAUUUGAUUGGCUUUACUGGCCACAAUCACGGCAGCCUUACUCUGCAGACACCAUUGACUAUAUAAAAUCACUGGAUGCUGAACAAGAUAUUGCACUUCUGAAAUUUUAUGGGUGGGAUGUUCCUGUUGAGUGCGCUCGCACUCUCCGUAUCUCCACCAUGCUUUUGAAAAAAGGGGUUGAGCGAGGUCUCACUCCCUUCACCAUUGGAAGCAUCAUGUGUAGAGAAACUGUGAAUAGGGAAUCUGUGCUUGAGCAGAUUGUUCGUGAAGCUCAGGAUGCCCUACUCCCAGGCAUGAGUGAAGUUGCAUUCAUUGAAACUGUCUAUCAAGUCAUGGAUUCUUGGCUAGACAAGCUCAUAAAUUGACAAUAACUUAGUUCAUGGUACAUAUUUGUACGUAUUCACUUAAUGAUGAGUCCAUUUUAGUUUGGACCGCAAAUUAUGCGAAUGCAGAUGGCUUAUCUUCUUUUACAUAAGCCUGAAGCUUUCGUUUUUCUACCUUCUUUUCUCCAUCUAGUUGUUACUUGAUCAUGUAUCGUUAUUUUGAACAGAGUCAAAGCUACAGAGUAAUAUGAAUUCUGCUAAGAUUCUACUUCAAAAAGAGCUAUAAAACUUGUACAUAGUGUCUCUGAUCUGAAAUUUAGGUUUGAAGGUGUGUAACAUUGAGCAGAGUCCAUGUUAAUGAAUAAUUGUUCAGCAUUGUUAAGGGACUAUUAUUAUAGAUUAUUCACUAUGUUGCAACUGUUUUAUUAUAUAAGUAUUCGUUGCCUUCGUGUAUUAUUAAUUUUUUUUUUUUAAAUUCUUAAUCUUUCAUUAAAUCUCUCUUACUCUAUUACUUUAUCAAAGAUGAUAUUAUGCCCAUAAACUUUAUCAAACUCGUAAUUUUUAAGUGUUAACUUAAAUGACAUGUCAACUGAUUUAACUUGUUAAAACCUUAAUUACGAGGGUAAUUUUAACCGUGGCCAAGGAGUUGCAUUGAAAAUUUCUAAACUAAAAUUUCCCGUCUUGAUUGAGUAUUUUGUGGACUUUUUGCCCAGGGUUUUGAAAGGUAACUAAUAAUGGGCCAAAUCAGCCUCGUCCAUUUUCCGGAAUAAUGGGUGAGCCUAUACUGAAUAGACAACGAAGCUGGCCGGCCCUUCCCAUAUUCCCUCGAGACCAAUAAUAAGUAAUCAGCAUUUUUCAGUUUUCUUUUGGAAGGAAGCACUAGCAAACUAAAAUCAAAGUUAUACAAGAGUGG
Molecule: messenger RNA, 3206 nt
Organism: Durio zibethinus
Lineage: Eukaryota; Viridiplantae; Streptophyta; Magnoliopsida; Malvales; Malvaceae
Product: phosphatidylinositol 4-kinase gamma 2-like
Molecular function (GO): protein binding
Source: RefSeq, a predicted model, not a curated record